AGUCCGGGCGCUACCCCGUUGCCUAGGUGAUAGGGACGCACGGGACGCGUAGUGGAUCUGCAGUCACGUCAUGGCCUCUGAGCGGCUACAGCUGGAGAUUGUCGGGCUUCUCAGUGAACCCCCAUUCCACGUUGCCAAAUGUGCAGCCGAGGUGCUGAAACAUUCAUUUGAUGCUGAUUUUGAAGAACCAAUCUUGCGGCCACUUCUUCAGUGUGCAUGGCAUGAGUAUUUGUGUACAAGGAAAAAGGAACUUAAAGGGGAAGUAUGGGAAUUUUCAUCUCAAGUCAUGUGCUUUGCUAAUGGAGAGUUCAUAGGUGAUGAAAAGGCCCUCAAAAUGUGGGCCAAUGAUAUGUGGAGUUACAAAGACUACAGACCCUUGCCACUCUACAAGGCUUUGGCAGAGGACUUUUACACCAAGCACAUGAGAAGUACUAAGCAUGUGUUGGUAUACCUUGACAUUGCAAUUCAGGAUAAGCCAACAGGGAGAUUACUCUUUGAGUUAUUUUCAGAUAUAUGUCCUAAAACGUGCAAAAACUUCCAGUACUUGUGCACUGGAGAAGCUGGGGAUUCUCAAAGUGGUUUGAAAUUGCAUUUCAAAGGAUCUCCAUUCCAUCGCAUAGUGAAAAAUGGCUGGAUACAAGGGGGAGAUAUAGCAUCUGGAAAAGGAAAUGGAGGAGAGUCUAUUUUUGGAGAUACAUUUGAAGAUGAAAAUUAUGCAGUUCCUCACAAUAAGCGCGGUAUUCUUGGUAUGGCCAAUAAGGGACGACAUUCAAAUGGCUCCCAGUUCUAUAUCACUCUACAGGCUACUCCAUACAUGGAUAGAAAGCAUGUGGCAUUUGGACAACUGAUUGAAGGCAGUGAGGUACUACAGAAAAUGGAGGACAUCCUAACUUACAACGAGAGACCAAAAGUGGACUGUAUGAUUGUGGAUUGUGGCAUUUUCACCCCUUAACAAUGAAAUAUUUUAUUUUAAUAAAAAAGUAUUUAUUCUCUUAUGGAUAUAAGAAACACAGUGAAUUUGUAUUCAAGUCAAGUUAAUGCUCUGUGAUAACCAUGUAAAAUGACAGCUCCCAGUAUGACCUGAACAAGGACAAAUACUAGGAGUCACAAGACCAAUUGGUUGCGACACCAGGGCUCGUUUGGAUGUGGCCAUAGCAGGUGCACCUGCUGUUCUGUUAUGUUCAACAGCACAAGCUUUGUGUCAGCAUCCAAUGGUGAGCAAUUUAAUAUGACACAAUUUGUCAAUUGCAACACGCACCAUGUCGUAUAUCUCAUCACGUGCCGGGAGUGUAACAUCCAAUAUGUAGGGUGCACGACGGGUGCCCUGAAAGUGAGAAUUCGUAGGCACCUGUCGGACAUCCCCCAUUUCAACUCCCGGCACGUAUCCAUGGUGAGCCGACACUGUGCAGAGAAACACUCUGGGUCAAUUCGCAGCCUAUAUGUUCAGGGCAUAGAAAAAGUCACUAUGCCUUUGCGCGGCGGAGACCAUAGAAAAAAGUUACUUGACCGCGAGGUCUUUUGGAUUUUAAAACUUGAUACUAGGUCUCCGUGGGGUCUGAACAAAAGGCAGGACACCAUGUUAUACUAUUAGAUUCAUACAUGAUAAGGCAUAAGUAUUAACAGUUCAUCUUAUUUUUGAAUUUGUUACUUGAUGUCCUGUUCCUAUCCCCUUGCUAAACCCAUACAUAUAAGGACAUUACUGCUCCUUAUAUAAUAUAGCAAUCUCUGAUGUUCCCCCUACAUAUUAGGCUUAACAAUUUAGUUCUCUAUAGUUAAUAGUCCUCUCGUCCUCUUAGUUGGUAUAUUCCUCAGUUUUAUAUCUACCACAACAUAUGUUUUUUAAUUUAAUACUAUAAAUGUAUCAUAUCUAAUAAUAUGUGGUUUUGUGAUAUACAGACUUUGGAUUAGUGGCCCUCGCCUUUUCCUCCAUUAUGUAGAACCUAAAUAUUCUUUCAUGGAUUGUCCCACACCCGUUCAUACCGAUUGUUACUAUCUACAUUUAGAUUAAUAUCAGCUUAUGAACUUUUCUUUAUUUAUCUUUUUCGGAUGUGGGCCAAAUCCACGGGAUUAGUUUUUAAUUAAUUCAUACAAUUUUUAGUAUUCUUACCAGCCUAUUUGUGUCAAGUCCCUCCUCUUUUCUAAUACACUAACAUCAUUUAUAAGUAUUUGGUGACUUGGCAUAAUGUUUCAUUAAUGCUGGUAUUGGUUCUAUACUGUGUCCACCAUUGAUAAACUUGAACACAUAAAGGGUGUGACUGACAAUGUAUAUUACUGUGUAAUUUUAAGUCAUUGAUUUAUUACUAUGUUUUUUACACAAGUUUGUCAUUCUUUAUCCCUAGGAAUAUUAAUUGUAUUUUUGUCUGUCUGUGAUUUCUCACAGUUAGUUUUUAUUUGUGAUCAACCUUGUUUAUUGUGUUCUUCUUUGUCUAGUGUGAACACAAGCGUUAAUCUGGUCCUUGUGUAUGGAUAUGCGCCACCCUGGUCCACUCAGGUGUUUUCACCUGGUGGGGGAGGGCGGUGCUGGCCAUUAUAAGGGCCAGAUGGAUCCGAGUAUACCUUGGUAUGACUAAGGCGACUAAGGUUGCUGAAACGCGUCACCCUACUCCAUGAUCCGUGUUGCGAUUUGCUGUGUGAAUUCACAAUAAAUUAUCAUCUUGCAUCGUGCUUUUGUGCUGGACAUUCUUCUAUUUUCCAUUUAUCCGUCCUCGUGGUGUCCGCACGAGUCCAUGCACUGAGGCGGCGGUGGUGAGCUGGACGACUUUCCAUUUCUCAUGAACAAGGACAAAGGUAUAUAGGCAGGACAGGACUGCCAUCAGGCCUUACACAGCUCAAGGCUUGUGGUGUUUUCCUGUUCAAAACUGCCUAGAGCUACCAAAAGGGCUGAAUGCUAGUAGUACAGUUUGCAGUACAUUGCCAUUCUCUUGUACCCUGGUGACAUCCGCUUUGUGGACUUUCCAGAUGGUGAGUAAAUUAGGAUGUCAUCCAGAUAUACUACUACACAUUUCUGAAGCAUAUCAC
Messenger RNA from Hyla sarda, 3018 nucleotides. It is a transcript of the gene PPIL6, whose product is annotated as peptidylprolyl isomerase like 6. The record is from RefSeq and is a predicted model, not a curated record. The transcript is spliced from 8 exons. Lineage: Eukaryota; Metazoa; Chordata; Amphibia; Anura; Hylidae. Gene Ontology annotation, molecular function: peptidyl-prolyl cis-trans isomerase activity. Gene Ontology annotation, biological process: protein peptidyl-prolyl isomerization. The coding region runs from base 71 to 952 and encodes 293 amino acids.